Messenger RNA from Corylus avellana, 876 nucleotides. It is a transcript of the gene RALFL22, whose product is annotated as ralf-like 22. Lineage: Eukaryota; Viridiplantae; Streptophyta; Magnoliopsida; Fagales; Betulaceae. The record is from RefSeq and is a predicted model, not a curated record. Gene Ontology annotation, cellular component: plasmodesma. Gene Ontology annotation, biological process: calcium-mediated signaling.
ACUCUGUGCCAGUUAUAAAACUCCCAACUAUCCCAGGAUUCCAUAUCUCCUGGCUGGUUGUCCUAUAAUAAGUUCAGUUGAAGAAGAGAAAACAGGUGAAAUAGCACAAAAAACAGAGGAACAAGAACAAGGAAGAGAGAAAACGAAGAAAGAAAGCAACCCAGAAAGCCAAUAAAGGAAGAGAGAGAGAGAGAGAGAGCUUGUUGUCAAAACAAUGGCCGGGUUUUUCUACUCUUCAGCCAUGCUUGGGAUCUGUGCAUUGGUCUUGGUUCUUCUCGGAUCAUCAUCCACCGUCCAUGCAGGUGGAUCCCACGGCCACCAGCUGGGAUGGCUACCCACCAGAUCGCCCUGCAAGGGCACCAUAGCGGAGUGCCUGGCCGGGGACGAGUUUGACCUGGACUCUGAGAUCAGCCGGCGCAUUCUAGCCACCAGCAGCUACAUCAGCUACGGUGCGCUGCAGAGGAACUCUGUGCCCUGCUCUCGACGUGGGGCUUCCUACUACAACUGCCAGCCUGGCGCUCAGGCCAAUCCCUAUAGCCGUGGCUGCAGUGCCAUUACAAGGUGCAGGAGUUGAUUUCUUCUUCUUUCAACUUUUUUCGUUAAUUUUUGGUUUUUUUUUUUGAAAUGGGUUUGAUUGUUAUACAUGAAGAAAGCGAAAGAGAGAGAGAUUGUUGGUGUUGGAUCAUUGUUGUUGUUAUAAUUAUAUUUGGAUAUCUCUGUACAAGAUUAUGUUUGUUUUUAGUAUUCUUUCCAAGCUUGUGUUUAUUUAGGAUCAAGAUCUCAGCUUUACCUCUACUUGGGCUUUCUGAAUCUCUGAAUUUUUUUAUCUUCUGUGUUUUAUUUUUUUCUUCAUGUUGGUUAAUGGAUUUAUCUGGU